Cooperia oncophora is the source of this 276-nucleotide messenger RNA. Lineage: Eukaryota; Metazoa; Nematoda; Chromadorea; Rhabditida; Trichostrongylidae. The record is from the annotation of a GenBank genome assembly.
AUGUCGUUCACUUCUCAGGACAAAAAGUUCCCGAUCACGAUCGAACUACCGGCAUAUUCUGAGCUGUAUGCUCUGAAACUGGAGUUUGAACUGAUGGAAAAUGCUACGGAAAAGGGUUCCACGGAAGAAUCUGCAAUAUUCAUAGGGGAAUCAGUGCCAAACGAAGUUGCUAAUGCCAAAGUCAAGCUAUCGCCAACACAAUCGGAAAACCACGCUACACUUGACGUAAAAUGGUCAACCCCCGAAGAACCCAACGGUGUUAUCGCUGGAUAUAAG